UUUCCUGAGCCGCCAGACACUGCAGGCUCAACUGAGGCGCGGAGGUGCAAUUCAGGCUGGUGAAACAGCGGGGGAAGGCAGGGACAGGCGGGGCUAGCGCGGCUCUGCAGCUGAUCACACGCACCAGCACAGACACCGCUCUCCCGCCGCCCCCUGCUCGCGCCUCGCUUCUUCCAACCCGGGCCACAGAGGCGCGGACAGGGAGUGGGGGGGCCAAGGAGGGAAAGGAAGGCGCCGUGAAGCUGAGGAAAAGCUGGAGCGGCGCUGGUAUUUAACCUGAGAGUCUGAGCCGCAGCCUGAGGCGCAACCCCCCACAGCAGCACCGUGGUCGCCUGCUGGGAGAGCGCGGCGCCCAGGAACCCUCAAGUCCCGCUCCCAAGUCGGUCAGUGCCCGGCGGGCGCGCCAGGAGCCUUCUGGUGGGGGCAGCGUGGUGCCCUCGGGAAGUGCGGAGCUUGGGGGACCGGCCUUGGCGCCCACCGUGGUACACCAGGAAAAGUGGGGGCGAGCAAAACAGCCUUGCGGGCUGAGUGCGAGGCCAGGCUGCCGCUGCCGCCCGCUGCGCCGCCUCCUGCCCUCUCCCCUCGGGUGAGUGCUCGGCCUUAGCGCCCCGCGGCGUUUCAGCCGAGCGCAGGGGCGGCCUGGGGGCCAGCGAGGGUCCGCCCGGGGGCCCCGGUGGCGCCCGCGGAAACUCGGCGGCCCGCGGACGGCAGGCGGACGCGUCUCUGGAGCCUCGAGCGGGGACUCUUGAGCUCGGAGGGCGAGGGUAGGGGCUGUUGAACCAGUGCCCGGCAGACAUGCCUUUGGGCGGGAUUUUGGCCAAAAGAUAGGAGGCGGGAGCGCCGGGGAGAGCCGGGAGCCGUCCCGGGGGGCGGGCGGUCGGGGAGCGGCGGGGAGGGGGGGAGGGUCUGGUCUGAGCAGGUAGCGCGGCUCCGGCAGCCUGGCGAGUUGACAGGUGGGGUGGCACUCGCUUGUCAACUCAUUAAUUUUAAAACAGUCAGUUUGGGAGUGCUGCAGGAUAGUCGGGAGGGCUGUGGGAAGGCAAGAGGUGGCCUCCGGGAUGCCGGUGGUGGGGGGAGAAAAGAGAAGCCUCCAAAAGCUUGGAGGCAAAUUUGCGUUUGGGCUCCUGGUCCUUGCAGCCCUUCCGCUUUGAGUGAAGGAAAACACUUUUUGUGUGUGUGUGCGUUAAGACUCAGCGUGGAGAGAAAGCCUCCGUCCCAGGGGAGGAGAGGCGUCUGCAGGGGACAGAGACCGCAGCUACCUGCCGGGUGCGCCCCCCACCCCAGGCGCGCUCUCUUUGGUCCCCCCCUUUCUCUCCCGCCCCCACCUCCUUAUUGGUGCUGGUUUGCAGCGCUCGGCUCCUGCGCCUUCGCUUCGCGUUUGAAUCUGGCUUGCCCCUCCGUAUUAUGUCUGCACUCCGAAGGAAAUUUGGGGACGAUUACCAGGUAGUGACCACCUCUUCCAGCGGCUCGGGCUUGCAGCCCCAGGGGCCGGGCCAGGGCCCGCAGCAGCAGCUUGUGCCCAAGAAGAAGCGGCAGCGGUUCGUGGACAAGAACGGCCGGUGCAAUGUCCAGCACGGCAACCUGGGCAGCGAGACGAGUCGCUACCUCUCGGACCUCUUCACCACCCUGGUGGACCUCAAGUGGCGCUGGAACCUCUUCAUUUUCAUCCUCACCUACACUGUGGCCUGGCUCUUCAUGGCGUCCAUGUGGUGGGUGAUCGCCUACACUCGGGGCGACCUGAACAAAGCCCACGUCGGCAACUAUACGCCCUGCGUGGCCAAUGUCUAUAACUUCCCUUCCGCCUUCCUCUUCUUCAUCGAGACCGAGGCCACCAUCGGCUAUGGCUAUCGCUACAUCACCGACAAGUGCCCCGAGGGCAUCAUCCUCUUCCUCUUCCAGUCCAUUCUCGGCUCCAUCGUGGACGCCUUCCUCAUCGGCUGCAUGUUCAUCAAGAUGUCCCAGCCCAAGAAACGCGCGGAGACCCUUAUGUUUAGCGAGCACGCGGUGAUCUCCAUGAGGGACGGGAAACUCACGCUCAUGUUCCGAGUGGGCAACCUGCGCAACAGCCACAUGGUCUCCGCGCAGAUCCGCUGUAAGCUGCUCAAAUCUCGGCAGACACCUGAGGGUGAGUUCCUUCCCCUUGAUCAACUUGAACUGGAUGUAGGUUUUAGUACAGGGGCAGAUCAACUUUUUCUUGUUUCCCCCCUCACAAUUUGCCACGUGAUCGAUGCCAAAAGCCCCUUUUAUGACCUAUCCCAGCGAAGCAUGCAAAGUGAACAGUUCGAGAUUGUCGUCAUCCUAGAAGGCAUUGUGGAAACAACUGGGAUGACUUGUCAAGCUCGAACGUCAUACACUGAAGACGAAGUUCUUUGGGGUCAUCGUUUUUUUCCUGUAAUUUCCUUAGAAGAAGGAUUCUUUAAAGUUGAUUACUCCCAGUUCCAUGCAACAUUUGAAGUCCCCACCCCACCGUACAGUGUGAAAGAACAGGAGGAAAUGCUACUUAUGUCGUCCCCUUUAAUAGCACCAGCCAUAACUAACAGCAAAGAAAGACACAAUUCUGUGGAAUGCUUAGAUGGACUCGAUGACAUUAGUACCAAACUUCCAUCUAAGCUACAGAAAAUUACUGGAAGAGAAGACUUUCCCAAAAAACUCUUAAGAAUGAGUUCUACAACUUCUGAAAAAGCCUACAGCUUGGGAGAUUUGCCCAUGAAACUUCAACGAAUAAGUUCAGUACCUGGCAAUUCAGAAGAAAAACUGGUAUCAAAAACCACCAAAAUGUUGUCCGAUCCCAUGAGCCAGUCAGUGGCUGAUUUGCCACCAAAGCUUCAAAAGAUGGCAGGAGGAGCAGCCAGGAUGGAAGGGAAUCUUCCAGCAAAAUUAAGAAAAAUGAACUCAGAUAGAUUCACAUAACAAAACACCCCUUCAGGCAUUAUUUACUGUUUGAUUUAGUAAUAGUCCCAUAUCUGGUGGAUGAGAUCAUCCUCUCUAAGGAAUCUGAAAGGUACAUUUCCCCCCAGUCAUAUAUGCAUAUUUGAGAACCCUUCCUUUUCAAAUAUUGCUACUGUGCAGAAAGGAAAAGUUGUGAAGAGAGAACAUCACAAGGAGGUUCUUAUUAACGGGCAUGUAUUAUCACAUCCAGCAUGCAAUAACGUGCAAAUUUUGCAUUUAGUUUUAUGGCAUGAUUUCUAUAUGGUAUAUUUAUAUUGUAUAUUCUGGAAAAUGUAUAUAUAUAUAUACAUAUAUAUAUAUUUAAAGAGGUGGUACUCUCCACAACAUUUCUAAAAUAUGUAUUAAGCCAAACAUGAAUCAAUAGCUUUCAGGGUGAUAAAACUAUAUAUAUAUAUAUAUAUGUGUGUGUGUGUGUGUGUGUAUAAAAUACAGUUUUAUAUAUACACACACAUGUAUAUCCAUAAAUACACACACACAUACAUACAUAUAUAUCUGAUAAAAUUGUGAUGUUUUGUUCGAAGUUGUAGUUCUUGUGCAUGUUUACUUUAUUAGGCUAGGAAGGCUUCUGGCAUUAAUUAUUAAUACCAAAUAUUUUAGCCUUAAAUUAUUUGUCAUUUUAAAAUCUGAUUUAAUGUUAUCUGCUGUUUAAGGUCCUGGAAGAGUUUCAAUUGUGCUUUAUAUAAGGGAGUCACACAAGUCUGUUCUGUUUAUGGCCCUGCAGAAAUAUAACCAGUAUUUAUUUAACUUGUAAAUUUUAAAGCAUACCAAUAUGCUGAAAAUUUCUUAUGAUUUUUAAAAGUUGCUAGUACUGGGGAAAAAUAAACAUUGCUUAUUUUGAGAGUUGUUCCUUUCCUGGACGAAUUAAAGUCUGGAAAUCUCUUUUGCAUAUGAUUUAAUGCAAAUAUGAGCUCUGAACAAAUGCUGAGUCAUUGUAACAGUCAGUAGCCAAGUUACAUUGGAUAUGUUGGAAUCUGUGUAAAACUACAUAAUUAAUGGUCCCUGCUUCAAACUGAGUCGAUUGGUAACAUUUUUAUUCUUUUUCUCGGACUUUUGUCAUUUUAAAAACUAAUGAUUUAUCCUUAUGAGUUAAUACAAUGAAACAGAUGAUAAUAUUUAUGCUUAAAAU
This is a messenger RNA of Vicugna pacos (alpaca), 4075 nucleotides long. RefSeq names its product potassium inwardly rectifying channel subfamily J member 3 (gene KCNJ3). Gene Ontology annotation, cellular component: plasma membrane. The record is from RefSeq and is a predicted model, not a curated record. NCBI's taxonomy places the organism in Eukaryota, Metazoa, Chordata, Mammalia, Artiodactyla, Camelidae. Gene Ontology annotation, molecular function: G-protein activated inward rectifier potassium channel activity. Gene Ontology annotation, biological process: regulation of monoatomic ion transmembrane transport; potassium ion import across plasma membrane.